Molecule: messenger RNA, 3047 nt
Organism: Salarias fasciatus (jewelled blenny)
Lineage: Eukaryota; Metazoa; Chordata; Actinopteri; Blenniiformes; Blenniidae
Product: ADAMTS-like protein 2
Exons: 19
Coding region: 96-2936 (946 amino acids)
Biological process (GO): extracellular matrix organization
Cellular component (GO): extracellular matrix
Source: RefSeq, a predicted model, not a curated record
AUUUACAGACACACAAGCACGUGUGUGCCAACAAACACACACUGAGCGGCAUCCUACACGCAGAGCGAGACGCCGUUGGACUGCUGCAGGCGAGGAUGAGGCUGUGGCUGUGGGAGCUGUGUGCAGAGACGAUCCUGGUCCUGCUGAGCCUCCUGACGUUGGCGCUGUCGCUGGGGAACCUGUCCACCAGGGGGCUGCAGGAGGAGGGCGUGGCCUCCAACAGCCUGGAGGAGGACCUGGAGGUGACCACAUACUGGUGGGGGGAGUGGGCCAAAUGGACGGCGUGCACCCGGACGUGUGGAGGCGGAGUCAUGACUCAGGAGAGACACUGUCUGAGACAGAGAAAGAAAGUUGCUGCUGGGAAGGACAACAUGACCUGUACAGGAACUGCGAAGAAGUAUCAUCUCUGCAACACUCGAGAAUGUCCUGCCAGUGGCAGGAGCUUCAGGGAGGAGCAGUGUUGGUCCUUCAACUCCCACCUUUACAACGGGAGGAACUACCUGUGGAAACCUCUCUACCCCGACGAUUAUGUUCAUAUCUCCAGUAACCCGUGUGACCUCCACUGCACCACGAUCGACGGCCAGCGGCAGCUGAUGGUGACGGCUCGAGACGGCACUUCCUGCAAGUACAGCAGCUACCGCGGCGUUUGUGUGAACGGCAAGUGUGAACCUAUCGGAUGUGACGGCGUGCUGUUCUCCUCCAACACGCUGGACAAGUGUGGAGUCUGUCAGGGAGACGGCAGCAGCUGCAGCAGAGUCAAUGGAAACUUCCGACGUGGAGCCUCCACCCUGGGUUACUCUUUCAUCACUCAAAUCCCUGAGGGAUCCUGGGACAUCCAGAUCAUUGAGAGGAAGAAGUCAGCAGAUAUUCUAGCGGUAACUGACCAGGCCGGAAACUUCUUCUUUAACGGAGCCUACAAGGUGGACAGUCCCCAGAACUUCCAUGCAGCCGGCACCGUCUUCAAGUACCGUCGGCCCAUGGAUGUGUACGAGACCGGGAUCGAGUACAUCGUCGCCAAAGGCCCGAUCGACCAGGCCAUAAAUAUCCUGGUGUGGAACCAGAAUGGCCGAACACCUUACAUCACCUACGAAUACACCGUACUGCGAGAGUCUCUGCCCCCGAUCCCGCCUCCUCCAGUCUACACAGGCAGAGACAGCUCAGCUGGCGACCUGUCGGUGGAAGUGGGGGGUCUGCUGGCCCCCAACAGCAGCUUGUAUGAUCCGGCGCCGUCUGGGGGUCGGCUGGAGACCGGAGAGUCCGAUGGACAGAAGAGCCAGGAGACCAAUGAGGUGUAUGUGGAGACGGCAGCCAUUAAAUGUGAUGUGGACGGAGCAGCCGCAAAAAAAUUCACAGGAAACAGCAGCCACACAGGCAGCACCGCCCAACCUGAAGCGGAUGGUGGACCUCUGGACGCAAAGCCGGACUCCCCAAACCUCAUCUGGAGGGUCCUGCUGGAAGACUGGAUGGGUCCAGAUGAGCUGCUCAUCAACAUCAGCACCAACCAGCUGCUGACGGAGGGCGGCGCUCCGUUCUCAUCCGAGGUGGGAGCAGCGGAGGUGGGCGUGGGCGGCCUGGAUGGGGGCCAGCCGUUCGACCUGACCCACAUGCUGGAGUUUACUCUGGGCUCCAAACACAAUGACAGCGGAGACCAAGGCAGCCCCAACAAGACGGUGCAGAACGGACUGAGACCCUCCAGUCGCUCUAACAGAACCAGGUUGAGCCAAAGGAUCCACCAGAAAAACCUGAAGCUGAGUGCUGCCGACAUGUACCGCUGGAAGCUGUCCUCUCAGGAACCCUGCAGCAUGACCUGCUCCAUAGGAGUGUCAAAGUCUUUCGUCUCAUGUGUCCGUUACGAUGGUGUGGAGGUGCACGAUAUGUACUGUGAUGCUCUGACCAGACCGGAACCGGUCCACAACUUCUGCAUUGGAAGAGAAUGUCAGCCCAGAUGGGAGGCGAGCAGCUGGAGCGAGUGCUCGCGGACGUGUGGGGAGGGCUUCCAGUUCCGUCAGGUCCGCUGCUGGAAGAUGCUGUCCCCGGGCCUGGACAGCUCGGUCUACAGCGACCUCUGCAACAUGGCCGACCUGGAGAGACCAGCCGAGAGACGAGCCUGCAAGAGUCCAGCCUGCGGUCCACAGUGGGAGGUGGCAGAGUGGACUGAGUGUCCUGCUAAAUGUGGCCAAAAAGCUCAGGUGAACCGUGACGUUCGCUGCUCUGAUGAGACCCGACCAUGUGACCCGAUGACCAAACCUCCCAAUGUGAAGAACUGCACCGGUCCGCCCUGCGAGCGCCACUGGACUGUGUCCGAGUGGGGGCCUUGUUCAGGAGCGUGUGGCCAGGGGAAGAUGGUGCGACACGUGUACUGUAAGGCUCCAGAGGGCCGUGUGGUUCCUGAGAACCAGUGCUCCCUGGAGGACAAGCCGCUGUCCAUUCACCCCUGUGGGGAGAGAGACUGUGCUCCGCACUGGCUGAGCCAGGACUGGAAGAGGUGCAACACGACCUGCGGUCGCGGUGUGAAGCAGAGGGUCGUUCUGUGUGUGGGCAUCAACGGAGGAAAGUUCCAGAUCUUUGACGAGGAAGCGUGUGGAGACAGCAACAAGCCCGAGGAGGAAAAUACCUGCUUUGAAAGACCCUGCUUCAAAUGGUACACGACCCCUUGGUCUGAGUGCACAAAAACCUGUGGAGUGGGAGUGCGCAUGCGGGACGUGAAAUGUUACCAGGACAGGGAGCUGGUCCGAGGCUGUGACCCCCUCACCAAGCCAGUGGCCAAACAGACGUGCACCUUGCAGCCCUGCCCAACAGAACCACCAGAUGAGAACUGCCAGGAUCGACCCUCCACCAACUGUCUGCUGGCUCUGAAGGUCAACCUCUGCAGCCACUGGUAUUACAGCAAGGCCUGCUGCCACUCCUGCCGCACCAGCCGACCCCCGUCCUCCUAGCCUGGUCCUGCACAGCCUCUCUCAACCCAGCUGAAGUCUGCCGGAAACCCUCACCCAUCCAGCAGUUAAAGUCAACCCCAGAGUCCACUCCUUGGAUUCCUUUUACUUCCA